CUGGUGCAGGAGCUGGAGCAGCACCAGUUGCUUCCUAAAAGGUUGGAUUGGCAAGGAAAUGAGCAUUAUAGAAGUUACGAAGAAUUGGUGCUGUCCAACAAACAUGUGGCUCCAGACCAUUUGUUACAAAUUUGCAAGCGUAUUGGCCCUAUACUGGAUAAGGAGAUACCACCCAGCAUUUCGAGAGUGAAUUCCUUACUUGGUGCAGGGAGACAGUCAUUGUUACGUACAGCAAAAGGUACGUGGAAGUACAUCGAGCAAAACAAUUAA
This is a messenger RNA of Nipponia nippon (crested ibis), 270 nucleotides long. Lineage: Eukaryota; Metazoa; Chordata; Aves; Pelecaniformes; Threskiornithidae. The record is from RefSeq and is a predicted model, not a curated record.